This is a messenger RNA of Exserohilum turcica Et28A, 4318 nucleotides long. RefSeq lists its product as uncharacterized. Gene Ontology annotation, molecular function: protein binding; mRNA binding. The record is from RefSeq and is a predicted model, not a curated record. Gene Ontology annotation, cellular component: cytoplasm. The transcript is spliced from 2 exons. Bases 1 to 3930 code for a protein of 1309 amino acids. Lineage: Eukaryota; Fungi; Ascomycota; Dothideomycetes; Pleosporales; Pleosporaceae. Gene Ontology annotation, biological process: intracellular distribution of mitochondria.
AUGGCCGCCAGCACAAACGACGCCAACAAGGCCACGGCCGAAGCCGCCCCAGUCGACACGGCGCCUGGCAGCGAGCAGACGCCUCCCGGUCCGGCGGAUGGCCCAGAGCACGAAGACGGGGCCAAUGGCCAGCAGCCAGACAACAUCAUGCAGGUCACCAUCAAGCUGCCCCACGAGCCCUUCGAGAUGCCCAUGACCAUCUCGACGGCCGAGCAGGUGCAGGAUCUCCGCCAGUCCAUCAUCGAGAUGCCGCACACGUUCCAGUACUCGUGCUUCCACCUCGAGCACAACGGCGAGCGCAUCAACGACUAUGUCGAGCUGUCCGAGGUCAGGGACCUGAAGCCCAACUCGGUCCUGACUCUGGUCGAGGAUCCAUACACGGAGAAGGAAGCCCGGCUCCAUGUCGUGCGCGUGCGCGAGCUCAUUGGAGCGGCGGGCGACCGAACCGAUGCGCUGCACGGCCUCAUGGCCGGUCUUUCGCUGCACGACACCGUGGGCCAUGAGCACAUCCUGAAGCCCAAGCAAGACGGCCCCGAGCAGUCGCCCUUGGCCGACUACGACUUCAAGUCUACUGGAGCCGUCAAGAACCUGCUUCCCCCGCCCCCAGAAGCCGCCCCCAAGACCAUCAAGUCCAUUGCCGUCUCGCCCUGGAACCCUCCCCCGUACCACCUCCGCUCCAAGGGCCACCUGCUGUAUCUUGUAGUUACCACCAAUGAGAAUGAGCAGCAUCACAUCACCAGCCAUGUCUCGGGCUUCUACGUCAACAAGUCGUCCAACGCCAGCUUCGACCCCUUCCCGCGCCAGGCGCCAAAGGACAAGCGCGCCCACUCUCUCCUGACGCUGCUCGAAGAGCUUUCGCCCUCUUUCCGCACCACGUUCCCGGAACUGCUGGAGCACAAUGCGAAGAAGGAACUGCUUACCAUCUUCCAGCUCUCCAAUGCCAUCCCCGCGAACCCAUGGCUUGUUCCUGCGCCAACUUCCGCGCUUACUCCACACCAGCCAGAUCUCGCCCGAACACAAGAGAGCUACUUGAUUUCGGGUGUCGAGAACACCGAGACUCUCCGCGACUGGAACGAGGAGUUCCAGUCCACCCGCGAGAUGCCCAAGGAGGCUGUCCACGACCGCGUUUUCCGCGAGCGCCUCACUUCGAAGCUCUUUGCCGACUACAACGAUGCCGCCACUCGUGGCGCCAUGUUGGUCGCUCGCGGAGAGAUUGCACCUCUGAACCCCACAGAGGCCAAGGAUGCGCAAAUUUUCGUCUACAACAACAUCUUCUACUCGUUUGGUGCUGAUGGUGUGGGCACGUUUGGCGCCGAAGGCGGCGAUGAAGCAGCGCGUGUUGCUGUGGGCAAAGACGUAUUUGGUGUGCGUGCUGUCAACAACCUCGACAUCCCCAACCUCUUCACCUCGGGAACCGUCGUUGUCGACUACCAAGGCAAGCGCAUUGUGGGCCAGAGUAUCGUCCCUGGUAUCUUCAAACAGCGCGAUCCUGGUGAGCACCAGAUCGAUUACGGUGCGGUCGAGGGCAAGGAAAUCGUAGCAGAUGACAAGUCCUUCGUCCCCCUCUUUGAACAGCUAUCCAAGGCUCUGCGUGUCAAGAGACAUCCAGUCUGGGACAAGGACAAUGUUCGCCACGAGCUGGAGGGCAGUGUCGAGACCAAGGGCUUGAUCGGUACUGAUGGUAGGCGGUACGCAUUGGAUCUGUACCGCCUCACCCCGCUCGAUAUCUCGUGGAUCGAGGCAUACUGGACUGAGCCUGCGGAGGAGGGCGAGUCAAAGCCGAAAGACAAGGACUACCCCCACCGAAUGGCCACACUUCGUCCGGAGCUUGUUGAGUCUUAUGGUAGACUCAAGCUGCGCGAAUACGUCAAGAAUGAGCUUGCCAAAAAGGCCGAAAGUUCGGCCAAGAAGGAAGCCGAGGAUGAGGAGAGCGAGGAAGAGGAGUCUGAAGAGGAAGAAGAGUCCGACGAGUCCGACGACUCUGAGGAAGAAGGAGAAGGAGCCGAAAAGAAGCCCGAGACCAAGAAGUUGACCAAGGAACAGAAGAAGGCUGCCAAGAAGGCCGCAAAGAAGAAGCCUGAUGGUGAGGAUGCCGAGCAAGAGCGUGUCGACAUCUCCGGCUUCUCCUUUGCCCUCAACCCCGACGUUUUCUCGGGCCAAAACCCUCAGUCUGAAGAAGACAAGAAGGAGUGGGCUCAGGAUGAGGCUGAAGUCCGCGCUGCUUGUGAACACCUCACAUCCGAGGUCAUUCCUCGCCUGAUCACAGAGCUCAAAGAUGGCGAAGUUGGUUUCCCAAUGGACGGACAGUCUUUGAGCAACCUCUUGCAUAAGCGGGGUGUAAACAUCCGCUACCUUGGAAGGCUUGCAGAGUUGGCUGACCAGCCCGACCCCCGGCUCCAGGCUUUGAAGCGUCUCCUUGUGCAAGAGAUGGUUGCACGUGGUUUCAAGCACUUUGCCAACUCCAAGCUGCGCAAUGUGCCCGCACCAUUUGCUGCGUCCGCCGCUGCGCAUCUCCUCAACUGCCUUCUAGGGGCUGAUGUGAGCGCCAAGCCCGUGCCCGAGUAUGAUACUAGCCUCAAGGCAAUGUACACCAACGCCGACUUUAGCUUCGAGAAGCUCACACCAGAGACUCUCAAGACGGAGGUCGUUGCUCAGGUCGCUCUCCGAUACCGGUAUGACCUGGGCCAGUCAUGGGUCGAGUCUGGCAGGGAGCUGCAAAUGCUUCGUGAAGUCUCGCUCAAGUUGGGAUUGCAGUUGGAGAGCAAGCAAUACGCCUUCACCAAGGAUGCCUUUGCCGCCAGUGCCCCGGCUGAGAAGCCGGCUCCACCGCAGACCAAUGGCCAGACCGCAUCUUCCAGCAAAAAGAAGAAGAACAAGAGUACACCGCCCGCGCGUACAGCUAGCCCCACUGUGAGCCUUCCACCACAGACAUUCCAUGCAGAUGACAUUUUGAACAUUGUCCCUGUCAUCAAGGAGGCUUCGCCAAAGAGCCUGUUGGCCGACGAGGCACUCGAAGCCGGCCGCAUGUCUGUUGCUCAGGACCAAAAGGAGCUCGGACAGGAGUUGCUUCUGGAGUCGCUGCAGCUGCACGAACAGAUCUACGGUGUACUUCACCCCGAGGUAGCCAAGGCCUAUCACACAUUGUCUAACCUGCUCUUCAACCUUGAAGACAAGGUCUCGGCUUUGGAGCUUGCACACAAGGCCGUAAUUGUGUCUGAGCGCACUCUUGGUGUUGAUCACGCUGACACCCUACUUGCUUACCUAAACCUGGGUUUGUUUGAGCAUGCGUCGGGUAACACCAAGGCUGCUCUCGUGUAUCUGCGUCAUGCUCUUGAGCUGUGGAAGAUCAUCUACGGACCUGACCAUCCUGACUCGAUCACAACACUGAACAACGCGGCUGUGAUGCUGCAAUCCAUGAAGCAGUACCACGAGUCUCGCAUCUGGUUUGAAGCAUCUCUCGCCAUCUGCGAAGAAGUAUCAGGAAAGAACUCCAUCAACACGGCUACUUUGCUCUUCCAGACUGCUCAGGCCCUUGCACUCGACAAGGACAUGCGUGGCGGUGUCAACCGCAUGCGUGAGUCGUAUAACAUUUUCAAGGAGGUCCUCGGCCCCGAAGACCGCAACACCAAGGAAGCUGAAAGCUGGCUGGAGCAGCUCACUCAGAGUGCUGUUUCCCAAGCCAAACAGCUCAACGACCUUGCCAAGGGACGCAUUCGUGCUAUGCAGCUCCCCGGUCGCAACCCUCUCCGCCCUGCUGCUGCUGCGCCUUCGGCCAAAGAUGCUGCAGCUGCCUCAGGCGGUCAGCGAAGCGGAAGCAGCCGUGUUGAUCAGCGCAAGAUUGAGGACCUUUUGAAGUACAUUGAGGGAGACAUACAAAAGACUCCAUCGAAGAAGAAGACGCAGGCGAAUCCCAGGAAGAGGACAAAGUAGACUUGAGCAGUCGAUCCUUUGUGACAUUCUCGCCAAGGAAAAUGAGACGCUAAAAGCAUCCGCCAUUCGCAGCUUGGCUCGGUCUCCACGAACAUUGGCCCUGAAUUUGCGACGCUCGCGUGAUACAGCACCAGUGGCUCUGUGUUGUUUGGGUUCUGUUCAUGUUCAGCCUUGGGCAUGGAUUUGCAUUCUUGGAGUUAUCGGUUUGGGGUGUCUUUGGUGGGGAGUGGGACAGGUCUCUCGGUCAACAUAUCUUGUAUAUUGAGAUAGAUUGGGAUGGAAAAAAAGGUAAGGAAAAAUUGGCUAUGUGUAUACGCAGGCCGGACAUGUGAACAGUGAUGUAUCAAUGAUGAAUGACGAGCUGUAUCAACUAGCAAUACAAAAUAUC